CACUCCCUACUUUCACCUUGACCACACCGACUUGCACUAAUAAUGAACUUCUUCAAGUCGAAACCAAUCGAGUUGCCCGAGCACAAUUGCGUAUUGGCUCAUGCAUUGAAAACACUAUCGCUGCAGAAGUUAGUCGGAAAGAGAAUCGUAUUGGCAUCGAACAGUCCCCGACGAAGGGAUAUCCUUCGUACAUUUGGCUUGGAACCAGAAAUUGUGCCUUCCACUUUCGAUGAGACGCUCACGCAUGACGAGUUCGAGGACGUGCAUGAGUAUCCUGUUGCCACCGCAACACAUAAAGCGGUCGAGGUGUAUGAACGACUAGUGAAAGACGAUCCAAACAAUGCGCCAGACCUCGUAAUAGCAGCGGACACCGUCGUGCUCACACAUCCUUCACCCGGUAUUUCGACCACACCCUUUGAAGGUCCAUCCGUCCGUCAAGAGAUCCUGGAGAAGCCCAUAUCGAAGGAUGACAAUCUUCGCAUGCUCUUGGAUAUGAAUGGCGGUGUAUGUGAAGUAGUGACCGGCGUUUCACUUGUAUACCCUGUGCUUGAGUCCCCGGGCUAUAAGAUCAAGUCACUCGACGAGCGGACGCUUGUAUAUUUCGCCGAUAACCCCAGACACCUUCUGGAAGCUUACGUAGAAAGCGGAGAAGGUGUCGAUAGGGCAGGCGGCUUUGCCGUACAGGGGCUUGGUGGUAUGCUAGUGCGGAAAGUCGAUGGAGAUUAUCAGAAUGUCGUGGGUUUCCCAGCCGCAUCUUUCUUCAAGUUCCUAGAGCUCCUGCAUGAAGAGGAUCAUGACUUCCUCGAGAUCUAGUAAACAGGAGACCUCAUGCGUUUUUGUUGAGACUUGGAUACCACUGUUGGCAGCUUCUCCGAUCGACUCCAUAGAAGGUGGACUAAGAGUAUACAUGGCAUGAGCUGCCGUUGACAGUGCCCUACAAUGGUACUCAGUCUACCCCAAUUGCAUGUGGCGUUGCUUCUAGACCUGUCAAACGCUGUACACAGUAGGCCACACAGAUAUGGAAGGCUCGCGGAAUUGACCUCGGGAUUACAUGGAGUCGUUGACUCCAAUCUGCACUCAUCUGACUCCCUUCUAGAAAUAGUCGAAUACACCGGGUAUACAAAAUGCUCCGUUCUCCUAUUCCACUCAAGCUUCCACUCAAGCCUCGGCAUAACCUAGGCGACUUGACCAUUAUCAUACAAACUUGUGCCUGUCCCAUAAAAGAGACCUCUAAUAAACUCCAUCCCCUUCUACUCUC
Somion occarium is the source of this 1258-nucleotide messenger RNA. Lineage: Eukaryota; Fungi; Basidiomycota; Agaricomycetes; Polyporales; Cerrenaceae. The record is from the annotation of a GenBank genome assembly.